Phaedon cochleariae (mustard beetle) is the source of this 2630-nucleotide messenger RNA. The record is from the annotation of a GenBank genome assembly. Lineage: Eukaryota; Metazoa; Arthropoda; Insecta; Coleoptera; Chrysomelidae.
AGAUGGCCUCAGCGUGUACUGAUAAUGAUACAUUGUUAAAUCUUCAUGGUGGCCAAAUCAGUCCCUAUAGGUCGUCAGAAAACAAUGAUGAGCUUUGGAGAGAAUGUGCUGCAUGGCUCACAAGAUGGGACAUGUUGAGGAAAGACCAUAAAGUUAAUUGGCCAACAGCUUCUAUUGCUGAUCUAGCAAACAUCCUGCGUGAUGGUACCCUACUUUGUAUAUUGCUCAACAAAAUAGACCCCAACAGUAUUGACAUGAAAGAUGUGAAUAUGAAACCUUGUUUGGCACAGUUUCUGUGUCUGCGAAAUAUAAAUGCUUUCCUAAAGGCUUGUGAAACAAAAUUUGGGAUGAAAAAAAGUGAUGUGUUUGAAGAUGGAAUGCUGUUCGAUCUCACUAACUUCCACAAAGUUCUAUGUACUUUGUCAAAGCUAUCCCUGAGUCCGAAAUCUAAUUCGAAAGUACCAGGGUUUACUGCUCAAACAAUGCGAAUGGGCGAAGAAGUGAUAUAUCAAAGACUCAAGACAGUUAAAAUGCCAAUUAGAGCCAGAGGAUUAGCUGAUCACGAAUGUUCAUUUGGAGUAACUAGUGAAGAAAUUUAUCAAGAUCUGUGUGUUGAUCGUUCAUUUGUAGAGCAACCACCAACUCGUGAGAAACGAUACUUUGUGAUAAAAGAGUUGUUAGAUACCGAAAACAAUUAUGUAGAUGUUUUGAGUAAAUUGAAAAAGAACUUUAUGCAACCACUUCUGAAACAAAUGAAACCUGAACAGCAUCAUGUAGUGUUCUUCAAGAUUAAGGAACUGAGAGAUAUUCAUUCAGAAUUUCUGAAAGAAUUGUCUGUUAUUAGGAGUGAUCCCUCGGUAAGACUUAGUAAUGUAUUUAUGAGGUGGAAAGAGAAGUUUUUAGUAUAUGCUAUGUACUGCUCUAAUUUAACAAAAGCAAGAACAGUAUUACUGGAGCUAUGUGAUACUGAUGAGGUUUUCAAUCAAAUGGUUAUUAAAUAUGAGAAAGAAGAUAACAAUGGAAGAUUCAAACUGAGGGAUGUUCUAUCAGUGCCAAUGCAGAGGAUUUUGAAGUAUCAUUUAUUACUCGAAAAAUUGAUUGAGAAUACAGAUCCAAAUCACGAGGAAUUCAAUGAUUUGCGACGAGCAAGAGAAGCUAUGAUCGAUGUUGCUGCUUAUAUAGACGAAGCUACCAGAGAUAACCAACAACUUGAAAUCAUUAAUAAUCUACAAGACACAAUAACCGAAUGGCAUCUAACUUCAAAUCAAAGGUUGACUGACUAUGGUCAUUUGAUCUUGGACGCCAGCUUGAAAAUCAAAACUCACGAAGAUCAAAAAACAAGAAACCGCUAUGUAUUCAUUUUUGACAAAUGCAUUUUGAUCUGCAAACAAUUGAAGGGCAACCAAUUUGCUUUUCGUGAUCUCAUCAAUGUAGCUGACUACCAUGUAGAUGAAAUACAUAGCCGUCCUAUUUUGAACAGAGAAGCUAGAACAUCGUAUCAAUUUUACUUGGUGAAAAAUGACAACCAAAACGCAUUCACAAUUCUAGUUCGUACUAUAGAGCUCAAGAAACAAAUCAUAAAAGCCAUAAAUGAUGCAUUGGAUAAUCUUCAUCCGAAAGCCUUACAACGCACCAGCCACAAAUUUGAACUUCAGACAUUUGCCGACCCUGUACAAUGUUUAUUUUGUUCCAAGUACCUCAAAGGUCUUAUUUAUCAAGGUUAUAAGUGCAGUACUUGUGAAACAUAUGCGCAUAAAGGUUGUAUUCAGUAUUCUGGGAAAUGUGGCCAGCCAUUAACCCAAGUUAGUACUAGUCCCACCUUGAAUGGAUUUAGUGAUUGCCCAUUUCGAGAUUCCUUGUGGUUUGUUGGAGAGAUGGAUAGUAAUAGCGCUUCUAUUAAUCUCGAACAAAGAGAAAACGGAACAUACAUGGUUAGAACUAGGGCUCAGAGUGAGGAGAAAGAUAAAUAUGCUCUCACAUUGAAAACUGAUAAUACUGUGAAACACAUGAAAAUAUGUUGUAAAUAUGAACCACCAGGUGAUACAAAAAAAUACUUCUUAUCUCAGUCAAAGUUUUUCAACACUAUAGAGGAACUUAUUCUGAAUUAUCAAAGCCACAGCCUCAAAGAAAAUUUCGAAAGGUUAGAUGAAAAUACAAAAUUACUAUGGCCUUUUAGACAAUUGAAGGCAGUCGCAGUUAGGAGUUAUGAGGGAAAGGAUUCAUCUCAGAUCAGUGUGAGGGAGGAUGAAAAUAUUAUUGUUAUAGGAAAAGAUGGAUAUAAAGAUGGAUGGUGGAAAAUCCGAAAUGCCAAUAAUGAGUGUGGAUUCGUUCCUAUCAGCAUAUUGCAGGUAAAGGGAGAUAUGAAGUUUGAGUCACACUGUUAGUCUACAGAACAGUUGAAUUGCAAUAAUUAUAUUCAUACAUACCCUUAAUAAUUUAUAUGUAAAUAAUUUAAUAGAUGUUGAUUUUUUAGAAUUUUUUAUAGUUCGUACAGAAUACCUUAUAUGUCUAUAUUUUAUACAUAAAAAAAAAAUUAAUAUGGAAAAUAUAUAUAGAGGAGAAUUUCCAUGCCAAAGUGUAAUUAGGUACUAUUAUGAAAUGAUUAAAUUAUACAAGUGUUUUUAUAUGUA